UAUGGACUUACCCUCUGCUGCAACGGUAUCGACUUGGAAAAGCGUGCGUGCUGGGAAGGUGACGUGGAAAGAGGAUGAUAUCAGGCAGCUGGCAUUCGAGCUCAAAACAGGUCUACCUCUUCCAGUUUUGCAGGUUCUCACGAGUCCUGACUGGCAUGGAGGCAAGCUUAUCCAAUUGGACGAGUUGAUCAAGCCGAGCGUCGAGGACAUCAAGUUGAAUUUUGCAUGGGUGGCACCUUUUGUGAAGGCAUCGCCAGACAAGGUUCCAUCGGGGUUUCUGAUCGCAGACACUUUUCUUUAUUGCGACCACCUGUUCAUGGGCAAGCUCCUGCAACCAAGACAGCCGGGCGAGACAAAGCAGACCAUGGCUGCUGAAGAGGCAGGCAACUGCAAGCGCCUGAUUGGGGCACUCCGCGGGCUUUGGCGCUCGAGCAAGCUUGGGCACCACCCCCAGAUCACCUACUUGAAGAGUUUGUUGGUGAAAUCACCAACUCGGUCGCGGGCUUCCGCCGAGGAGGACCAAAGUCUAGUGGAUGCUGACGAGCCGGCCCCUGCGAAUGACGCGCCUGCUGAAGUUGGGGUUGAGGCGCCUGCUGAACUUGAGGGCGAUACGCCAGAGGACGAUAGCCAGCAGUGUGUGGACGCAGAAAUGCAUGACGCAGCUGAUAGCCAGGAGAGCCAGCAUGUGGACGCGCAGAUGCCUGACAGCGAGCCUGUGUGUGAUGGCGAGAGCGACUUUGAAGUUGAGGAGGACCGCAAGUCCCUUGCGAUGGCCCAAGACCGCUGCCAAUCUGCUGAUGUGGAUGACGACUUGGAUGCAGCCACUUUGCGAUUGGGAGAUCACUCAGGCUCUGAGAGCGAAUCUGAAGCUGAUGGAGGCACCCCGGACCACAUUGAGAUGUGGGAAAGCCGGUAUUUUCACGCGCAGAAGGCCUUGGCAGCUGCACGCGUGAAGAAGGAACCGGAGGAGGGCCUAAGUCACGGCGGCUCCAGCGCUGUGAAGCGGAAACUAUCAUUCGCAGAGGAGCGCGCGAAAGGAAUGCAGAAGGCCAAGCAAGAGGCCAAGGCUGCAGAGCCACCAGUUCCUGAGUCGAAUGGCAAAUCUCCCACGUUCCGCGACUUCGAUCUCCAAGAGCUUGCUGUCCCAGCUGAAGCAUGGCCAGCUGGACCCACCAAAGGAAAACUUGGGUACACAGUGACAUCUUCCAAUGGGGCCGCCAUUGAGGUUCUUUGCCGGAACCGUGCUUUUGUGGUGAAACGUAUUGGUGGUGAGGCUGAGGAAGGCAAGAAUAUCAAGGGUCAGCUAUCGUGGUGCAAGUUUCCCAAUGUUAAAGCUGCCUGGGAAGUUGCGAAAGUCCGUGCCAAUUUUGGCGGCUAGGACGUUGAUGGGGUUCUCUGUGUGAGCAG
Durusdinium trenchii is the source of this 1407-nucleotide messenger RNA. NCBI's taxonomy places the organism in Eukaryota, Dinophyceae, Suessiales, Symbiodiniaceae. The record is from the annotation of a GenBank genome assembly.